AUGGCGGAUGGGAAGAAUAAAAUAGUGUGGAAUGAAAAGGACAGGAAAUUCGAGACGGAGGACAAGGAAGCGUACCUGGAGUACGAGAUGAGAGGCGACGGCGGCAAAGUCAUGGACAUAACACACACCUACGUGCCUCCGAGCAAGCGCGGCCUCGGCCUCGCCGCGCAUCUCUGCGUCGCCGCCUUUACGCACGCUCGGAAUCACUCCUGCUCCGUCGUCCCCACUUGCUCCUACGUCUCCGACACAUUUCUUCCACGGAAUCCAGAUUGGAACUCCAUUGUGCACAAGGAAGACGGUGGAUCAUCAUCCACCAUUUGAAUGUAUUCCAAGAAAGGCCAUGUUUGGCUGCCUGUAAUUUUUCAUACUGCACUCUAUUACCUGCUGUCUUUGAAUAUCAAAUGUUUCCUUAAUAUAACAAAGACCUGUUUCCGACUA
Messenger RNA from Andrographis paniculata, 438 nucleotides. RefSeq names its product acetyltransferase At1g77540-like. The coding region runs from base 1 to 321 and encodes 106 amino acids. The record is from RefSeq and is a predicted model, not a curated record. The transcript has 2 exons. Lineage: Eukaryota; Viridiplantae; Streptophyta; Magnoliopsida; Lamiales; Acanthaceae.